UUUAAUUUUUAUUUGACAGUCUCAAUACAAUGGCGGUGUACACACUUUUUUUACUUAUUACUUUACCUUGCAUACUCCUGAGCCGCUAUAGAUAAGGAAACGUUUUGAGCGGUCUCUUGAAUGUAUUAAAUUGAAUUGAUAGCUUUUGUUAUCUUUUCGAUUAAUUAUGCUCUCCAGCUGAAAAGAAAAAAAAUAAUCAUACAUCAUACAUACCAACUGUUUCGGUUGUACUAAAAAUAAAUCAAUGUAUUUACCAUUUUGUUGGAAUCUGUGGGAUGUUUCGAGUUCUUUUCGUAGCCACCAUUACUGUUGGCAUCAUUUGAGCUUUUGUUAAUGUUGAAUUGGUCCACAGGAGUACAAUUUGUUGUGCCGUACAUUAUUUGAGUGUGCUGUUUGGGAUUUUCAUUUAAUUUAUUGCCAUUUUCCGUUAAGAAGUUUAUGACCAGCAGUACCACUGUGGUCACUAUGAUGAGCGCGGUGCGUUGGAGGUCAAUUGUAAUUACAUUAAAUGACUGGAAUGAGGGUAUGCUAGUCAUAAUACCAAAAGAAGGUGAAUUAAGUGAAUACCUAUCCCAAGCAAAAUCUUCACAACUAUUAAUAUCAAACGUAUUUAUAAAGCUGUCGAAUCAAACCUGUGCGAAAAUCAAUUUGGUUUUAGAACUUCCCGGUCAUGUGUUGAUCUCAUUAACACAGUGCGGAUAAAGCUUUUGACAGCUUUGGAUUUUAUUUGGCGGUUGCUAAGAAGGAGAGAUCCUUCAUAUGCGGAAACUCUCAGAUCCGUUAGAAGUUUCUAUUGGUGUUUGUCAAAAUUGUAUUCUGUCACCUAACUUUUUCAUCUUAGUUUUGGAUAAAGUAAUGCUAUCCACAAUUAGUGGACGGAAAGGUAUACAGUGGACGCCUUUUACACAGUUAGAGGAUUUUGAGUACGCUGAUGACCCAACUAAAUAAUAUGAGUUCUUCAUGGAACACAAUAUGCUGAGAAGCAAACAAUAGAGUAAGAGAGGGUUUGUUGAGGUCCUAUGCUCCACUAUUAGAAGAGGACUACAGUAAGUAUAUAACAACUUCCGUCUCUGCACCCAUUGAGUUACCUGGUCGGAAGAUAUAUUUAGAUUGGGGCUUGCAACAACAAUAUGAUAUGCCUUAUAAUGUAUCACAGUUCACAAGUGUAGCAAUAUGGCCAUAUUCACGCAAAUAUGCAAGAGACUUGGAUUUUGUCAACAAAACUACAGAUUUGCGAGUUAAUGGAGGCGAAUAUGGUGAGGAUUCCUCUGGUAGAAAGAUACAUUCAAAGGAUUUCACAGCUGGAGAAUUGUAUCGAAGUUUUGAGGAUCUUUUGGUAAGUUACGAUUUUCAUGAGACUUGCUUGCUGCGUAGUGUUUGUGAAUUGGCUAGACAUCCUUUUGCUGAAGAACAGCAAAAUAUUUUGACCGAAGUUCUUACAUUUUUCUUGACACCAUCAUUGCAUGAGAGUUUUGCAAAAAAUGAAGAUCUUUAUCGUGAAGUGUACGAAGAAGCUGAGCAGUGUGGUUUUCUGGGUGAAAAUUGCUCUGAAAUUUAUAAUGAAUGUAAACAGGAUUUAAUAAGUGCUGUGACAAAAAUUGUGACUUAAGUAAAUUUAAUGUGGAAUACUAUA
This is a messenger RNA of Teleopsis dalmanni, 1633 nucleotides long. RefSeq lists its product as uncharacterized. Bases 1136 to 1609 code for a protein of 157 amino acids. The transcript is spliced from 6 exons. The record is from RefSeq and is a predicted model, not a curated record. Lineage: Eukaryota; Metazoa; Arthropoda; Insecta; Diptera; Diopsidae.